GAACCAACAUCCCAACCUCACCCAAAUUUACAAUGGUAGCCCAGAUCUGGGUCCUACAUCACCUAGUGAAACCAGAGUUAAUUGGAUGAGUUUAAGAGAGAGAAUGUAUUGGCCCCAUGGGCUAUAUAUCUAUUUGUUAUUCUGGAUACAACAGUGAUCUUUCUGCUUCCUGGGAGGAAAAAGUCAGCCUUGUUAUUGUAGCUAAUAAUGUAUUACUAUAAUCAUUAGUACAUAAAAUCUAGGAUACUUUGAACAAGGAUUUAGGCCUAUACCAAUAUCUGCGAAGCUUGACGACUUUAGUGUGACAGAAUCUACAAAAACAAAAGGAGGAUCCUUCUGAAAAGAUAGAAUGAAGGAGCUCAUCAAAAUGCAUCAAUGGCAGUGGCUACUGCUUCUGGCCUUGUUUCAGGCUGCGGUGUUUCCCAUGGUUACUGCUUCAGAGUAUGACCACAAGUAUAAUAUUGGUGAUCCUGUAACACUUUGGGUGAACAAGGUUGGUCCUUACAACAAUCCACAAGAAACAUAUAAUUACUACAGUCUACCCUUCUGUCAUCCUGGAAAUAACCCUACACACAAGUGGGGUGGACUUGGAGAGGUUCUGGAGGGAAAUGAGCUUAUUGAUAGUCAGAUUGAGAUUAAAUUUGGAAAAAAUGUUGACAGGAGCAAAAUAUGCAGCCUCGAGCUUAACAAUGACAAGGUGCAGGAGUUCAAAGAUGCCAUUGAGAACAUGUAUUGGUCCGAAUUUUUCAUGGAUGAUCUGCCUCUCUGGGGAUUUGUGGGAGAAAUACAUUCUGACAAGAAAGAGGAUCAAAAGCAUUUACUUUACACCCAUAAGAGCCUUGUUGUAAAAUCGAAUAAGGACCAGAUAAUUCACCUGAAUCUUACUCAGGAAAAUCCUCAGCCUCUGAUACCUGGAAGCACAUUGGAGCUUACAUAUUCUGUCAAAUGGGUUGAUACGAAUGUAACCUUUCCUAGGCGAUUUGAUAUCUAUUUGGACUAUCCUUUUUUUGAGCACCAGAUCCAUUGGUUUUCAAUCUUCAACUCCUUCAUGAUGGUUAUUUUUCUCGCUGGUUUAGUCUUUAUGAUCAUGAUGCGCACAUUGAGGAACGACUAUGCAAAGUAUGCACGUGAAGAUGAUGAUCUAGAAACCCUGGAAAGAGAUGGGAGUGAAGAAUCAGGAUGGAAGCUUGUUCAUGGGGAUGUUUUCCGUACACCAAGAAAUCUAGUAUUGUUGUCAGCAUUGGUGGGUACUGGUGCACAACUUUGUAUGCUUGUGCUUCUUGUCAUCGUGGUGGCAAUUAUUGGCAUGCUAUAUGUUGGUCGUGGAGCAAUUGUUACAACUUUCAUUGUCUGCUAUGCCCUUACAUCAUUUAUCUCAGGUCAUGUGAGUGGAAGCCUUUACUCGCGCAAUGAUGGGAAGCAUUGGGUGAAGUCAAUGGUCGUUACCGCAUCUCUCUUUCCAUUCUUGUGCUUUGGAAUUGGUUUCGCAUUGAACAUUGUAGCUAUAUUUAAACGGUCACUGGCUGCUAUUCCUUUUGGCACUAUGGUGGUGGUUUUUGUAAUAUGGGCUUUCAUUUCAUUCCCUUUAGCACUUCUGGGCACAGUUGUAGGAAGGAAUUGGAGUAGGGCUUCAGAUAAUCCUUGUCGAGUGAAGAGUAUCCCUCGGCCAAUUCCUGAGAAGAAAUGGUAUCUCACUCCUUCAGUGGUGUCAGUAAUGGGCGGUCUGCUUCCAUUUGGAAGUAUAUUCAUUGAGAUGUAUUUUGUUUUUACAUCAUUUUGGAAUUACAAGGUUUACUACGUUUAUGGAUUUAUGCUGCUGGUCUUCUUGAUUCUCAUUAUAGUCACCAUUUGCGUCACAAUUGUUGGAACAUACUUUUUGCUAAAUGCGGAGAACUAUCAUUGGCAAUGGACAUCCUUCUUCUCAGCUGCAUCAACAGCUGUCUAUGUCUAUCUCUAUUCCAUAUAUUAUUAUUACAUGAAAACAAAGAUGUCUGGAUUUUUCCAAACAAGCUUCUAUUUUGGCUAUACUCUUAUGUUCUGCCUUGGUUUGGGCAUACUCUGUGGAGCUGUUGGUUACUUGGGUUCAUCAAUGUUUGUUAGAAGAAUUUACAGAAACAUCAAAUGUGACUGAGGAUAAGAUGAAAUGUUUUUGAACCAAAAAUGGAAUUUUAUCAUGUCACAUUAUUUAUCGAGUUCAUGGCGCAAUAGUUGAAGCUUCAAAUUUUGCUAAAUCAAUUUUUGUCUUAGUUUAUCAGCUUUACCAGCGCCUGUUAGAAAAUUCACAUUUGCCUAUGAGGUAAUUAUUCUAUUAUCAAUGUUCUGAGUAGUCACUGGGAUUAGAAUGUUAUAAUUUCAGGUAAUUAUUCCAUUAUUAUUGUUCGAAUAGUAACUGGGACUAGAAUGUUUUGUAUCAUUCUUAGGGCUAGCUUUUUCAAGGAAGCAUCAGAUUGACUUCUCAGCCAAUUGGUGUUUGAUUCACUUAGGCUGAUCAAGCAUCAACAGGCCCUGGAAAUUUUUACUGACCUCAGCGCCUUGGUUCAUCUUGAAGAGGAGAAAUUUAACUUUGCAGAAUAUUCUUUUAGGAAGGCAUUUUUGAAAUGAAAGUCAAUGACAUUCUCUUUCUCUCA
Cryptomeria japonica (Japanese cedar) is the source of this 2627-nucleotide messenger RNA. RefSeq names its product transmembrane 9 superfamily member 1. The transcript has 13 exons. The record is from RefSeq and is a predicted model, not a curated record. Gene Ontology annotation, cellular component: membrane. NCBI's taxonomy places the organism in Eukaryota, Viridiplantae, Streptophyta, Pinopsida, Cupressales, Cupressaceae. Bases 350 to 2131 code for a protein of 593 amino acids. Gene Ontology annotation, biological process: protein localization to membrane.